Messenger RNA from Caenorhabditis remanei, 1623 nucleotides. RefSeq lists its product as uncharacterized. The record is from RefSeq and is a predicted model, not a curated record. Lineage: Eukaryota; Metazoa; Nematoda; Chromadorea; Rhabditida; Rhabditidae. The coding region runs from base 1 to 1623 and encodes 540 amino acids. The transcript is spliced from 6 exons.
AUGGAAUCCAUCAAACUCUCUGUCGAUCGCAGCAAAAUCGAUCCGAAUUUCGAUGGAUACAAAGUCUCAAUGGAUAAUAUUCAUUUCGAAAGCAAGAAACUCGAACAAAACAUAUUCCUUCGGACACCGUCUAACAGUAUGGUGACUCUCCAACACAUGAAAGUGUUUUCGAAUGAUAAUCAGCUGUUCUGCAAUGCAAUCGAAGGCUCAGAAUCUCACGAGCACUUGUAUCGAAUUCUCGAGACUGGACAUAUUCAGAAAAUGGUUUAUGAUAAGAAGACCCGUCAAUGGGACAUCUCAAUUGUUGGUAACAUUCCUCUAAAAGGCAACGAAACAUCCGCAUUUCCGACAAAUCUUCUCUUCACUAACAAAAAUAUUGUUGUUGCUUCAAACGGACUAUCCGAAAUCUCAGUUUUCUUGGCAGUUUCUGGAUCGAAUUGGGUGAAUAUGUUGACUCACAAAGUUACAGAAAACUCAGGAAUUUCACUGAUUGAAGCCAGAAUUAUUGAUGAAAAACUGAAUAUUCUGGUGUAUGAAGUCGAAAAUGACGAUAAGAAUAAGAAGACGAGAAGCAGAGUUCAUUGGAUUGUUGUCAAGUUGGAUGAUAUUGAUUAUGCUGAAAAUUUAUCUAUUGAAAAGACUACAGAGUUUAUUCAAAAGGGGCAUUUCGAAACUUGCACAUUCUCGAACGAAGGAGAUAUCGUAUUCCUGUCAAGUGAGAAACCACAUGUUGAAGGUCAUGAGGAUGCUUCCGAAGUCACUGUUCUAGAUCAGUCUUGGUCACAAGCUGAAAAUAUCAUCACAGUCAGAUUCAAGUUGGCCAUCGAAAUUGCGCAGGAAGAUGUGAAAAUCGACUUAACUAAAACAGCGAUCAAAUUGAUUCUCAAAGAAACGACAAUUUUGAAUGGAAAACUCGGAGGAGAAAUUGACGAGAAUGAUGUGGAAAUUUGUGCAGACCAGAAAGAGAAUACGUUGAUCUUGAAGUUGAAAGCACUUGACGACAAGAAAUGGGAAAAGCUGAUCGCUAUUGAAAAUUGGAAACUGGAAUCACUUGAAAAUGAAGAGAUGAAAAAAAUGGAUAAAGAAGAGCAAGUAUACGGAACAGAUGAACCAAUGGAAGAAUGUGAUGAAGCUGAUAGUACUCUAUUCUUCUAUUGGGUUCACCGAGAAUCUGGAAAAGUAAUUUCUCAGUGCGAUGUAUCCGGCAGCCAGGUUCUCUUUGUGCGUCGUGAUUGCAUGAAACCGGCUAAUUUCUGUCUUCGUCAUGACGUCGACGGUAUUCUGUGGUCAUUUGAUAGCGAAGCUCCGUCCCAUGUGGCAACUCUCCAAGCUUUCGGAUAUGUUCAAGCAUCAAAAACAACUCGUCUCUGGUCUGGAUGCUCUCCGAACAUCUCUUUAGCUUGUAUUGUUGAAGGAAACAAUCGAGUGCUUCUUUAUUCGCAAAAGGUGGAAAUUUCUGGAAGUCUCAGCAAUCGAAAAACAGCACAGAAAGUCAGUCAUGUGUCGAAACAAUACUUGCUCCGUGUGGACUGUUCUGACCCAAUUCGAGGAGUUCAUCUCACUGAAACUCAUAUUUUUGCUGCUACUAAAGAGCACAUCCACGUUGCAGAGCUCACACUCUGA